Messenger RNA from Salvia miltiorrhiza (redroot sage), 784 nucleotides. RefSeq names its product ethylene-responsive transcription factor 13-like. Bases 125 to 664 code for a protein of 179 amino acids. NCBI's taxonomy places the organism in Eukaryota, Viridiplantae, Streptophyta, Magnoliopsida, Lamiales, Lamiaceae. Gene Ontology annotation, molecular function: DNA binding; DNA-binding transcription factor activity. Gene Ontology annotation, biological process: regulation of DNA-templated transcription; ethylene-activated signaling pathway. The record is from RefSeq and is a predicted model, not a curated record. The transcript has a single exon.
UGCAACUCCACUCACUCACUCCACCAAUUCCGAGCUUUGCAAAAUAAUACUAUUUCUGAAAAAUCAUUCAUCCCAUUCCUUCAUAUUUCCAUUCGAGUAGAAGAAAAUAUAUAUACAAACAUUAAUGGAAGCACAAAACAUAUCCGAAUUCGAUCUGGCUUGGCUCGAUUCCAUACAAAACUUUCUUUUCAGCGAUUUCGAUUUCGUUUUCGAUUCCUCACCUGCAGAUUCACCGCUCAAUGCGACGCUGAUCACAGACGAGAGCGAUCAUUCGUCGCAGAUGAUUGAGGAGCUGCUGAGUGAUGAGAGUGAUUCCGCAGGGUCGGAGGAGCCGCCGCAGAGCGUUGCGGCGGCGGAGUGGAAGCGGUACAGAGGCGUGAGGCGGCGGCCAUGGGGGAAGUUCGCGGCGGAGAUAAGGAAUCCGGAUAAGAAAGGGGCGAGGUUGUGGCUGGGGACGUACGAGACGCCGGAGGAGGCUGCCGUGGCCUAUGACAGAGCCGCCUUUAAGCUGCGCGGAUCUCGGGCUCGGGUCAAUUUCCCGCACCUAAUCGGGUCGGGUGUCUCGGAGCCGACCCGGGUGACCAAACGGCGCCGUUCCUCGCAAGACCAGAAGAAUUCAUUUUCGCAGUCGUUGAAACAUGCGAGAAAAGAAAAUGAAAAUUGAUGUAUAUUCGCCCGGGAUGAGAUCCAGUGUCCCACAAUUUUAUGUGUGCCACUGCGUCCCAUUCUUAUAUCUAUUAUUUUAAAAAUAUUUUUUAUAAAAAUAAAAUCUAUUAUGAUACUA